AUGUCUCUUCUGUCCCCCUCGGAAUCCCAUGCUUUCCAGUCCUUCCUCUCCUCCAUCGACUACGACUACACCGUCGCAGACACCCUCUUCACCGCGUCCGAGUGGUCCGUCCUUGCAGACGACAUCCCCGUCCCCCAUGCCUCCCCCGGCAAAGAAGCCCUCGCGAAGGCGACCAAGGACCUCAUGUCCCUCCAGCAGCCAGUCGUCUCUGUGCCCCAAUCGUGGUCCCCCUCCACAUGCCAAAACCUCCCCCCCAUCCUCAAAUCCUCUGCGAACCGCCCUCCACAGAGCUUCUUCACAACCAACCCAUCCUCCUCCUCGUCGCAACGCCAUCACCCUGCCAACCCCUUCUACUAUCUGCACCAGCCCCACUCGAGCAAUGCUCGCGGAGAAUCGUCUACCCACAUCGCUCCACAUACCACAGUGACGCCCUCCGUCUCGAUCAAAGACUCGACACCGCCGCCCCCCUCCACAUCGUCGUCUUCCUCUGUCACGUACGCCUCUAGUUCCUCGACUCACCCAUCCGUGAAGCGUGGCUUCUCCGACGACUCCACCUCCUCCGCAACAACGCGCAAACGCCGACGGGCUUCGACCGCCUCCUCUUCCCACACCCCACCCACACCCCGAGACUCCACUUCCUCCAGCGCAGGUCCGAGCGGCAAAACCACGCUUUUGACGCCCUCACAGAAGAAAGCGAACCACAUCCAGUCCGAGCAGAAACGCCGCGCGAACAUUCGGCGGGGGUACGAGGCCCUCUGUGAGACCAUUCCUGCACUGCGCGAGGCGAUCCGGGCCGAAGAGGAAGCGACCGCUGCUGCUGCUACAGGCAGCACCGGACAUGCAAGUGGGAGGCGACGCAAGUCGCGAGCAAGGGCCGCUGAGGACGGGGAGAAGAUCGACGGGCGGGCGGGUCCGAAGAGUGAGAACAUCGUGUUGCAGAAGACAAUCGACUAUCUGCAGGAUUUGCUAGCAGAUCGGCAGGGUCUCCUUGCCCGACUCCAGCGGGCACGGGGUGCACUGCCGCAUGGCCAUCCAGCCCUUAUGCCUCCACAUACGGACGAGAUCCCCCUCUGGGAACGCGAAUGGACAGGCGGCCAGAACGCCGACGACGACGAGGGCGAUGGCAGCGACGACGAAGAGUAG
This is a messenger RNA of Heterobasidion irregulare TC 32-1, 1143 nucleotides long. RefSeq lists its product as uncharacterized. Gene Ontology annotation, biological process: regulation of transcription by RNA polymerase II. Gene Ontology annotation, molecular function: protein dimerization activity; RNA polymerase II cis-regulatory region sequence-specific DNA binding; DNA-binding transcription factor activity, RNA polymerase II-specific. Lineage: Eukaryota; Fungi; Basidiomycota; Agaricomycetes; Russulales; Bondarzewiaceae. The transcript has 2 exons. Bases 1 to 1143 code for a protein of 380 amino acids. The record is from RefSeq and is a predicted model, not a curated record.